Messenger RNA from Mauremys mutica (yellowpond turtle), 1836 nucleotides. RefSeq names its product renin (gene REN). The record is from RefSeq and is a predicted model, not a curated record. NCBI's taxonomy places the organism in Eukaryota, Metazoa, Chordata, Testudines, Geoemydidae. Gene Ontology annotation, biological process: angiotensin maturation. The transcript is spliced from 9 exons. Gene Ontology annotation, molecular function: aspartic-type endopeptidase activity. Bases 40 to 1266 code for a protein of 408 amino acids.
UCCCAGAGAGAGGUUUUAGCAGUGGAGAGAGAGAGGUCCAUGCAAACAGAGCAAAUUAGAAGGAUGCAGCAGUUUUUGAUCUUUGUGAUGGCUACCUGGGGUGCAGGAUUCUUCUGCUCUUCAAUUGAUGCUUUCCAAAGGAUCCCACUAAAGAAAAUGCCCUCAAUCCGUCAGACCUUGCAGGAGAUGGGUGUGAAAGUCUCAGACGUCUUCCCUGCCCUGAAGCAGAAUAAAUACGCCGGUGCCACAGGCCCUCGGAAUGGGACGGCCCCCACCAUCCUCACCAACUAUCUGGACACCCAGUACUUUGGGGAGAUCAGCAUUGGCACACCAGCGCAGACCUUCAAGGUGGUCUUUGACACGGGCUCGGCCAACCUUUGGGUGCCUUCUUACAGAUGCUCUCCACUCUACAGCGCCUGCGUGUCUCACAACCGCUACGACUCUUCCAAAUCACGCACGUACCUGGAGAACGGGACGGGCUUUGCUAUCCAGUAUGGAUCAGGAAGCGUGAAAGGUUUCCUCAGCCAGGACGUUGUCAUGGUGGCUGAUAUCCCCAUCAUCCAGGUCUUUGCUGAAGCCACGGCGCUGCCUGCCUUCCCCUUCAUCUUUGCCAGGUUUGAUGGGGUGCUGGGCAUGGGGUACCCCAGCCAGGCCAUCGAUGGCAUCACCCCAGUGUUUGACCGGAUCCUCUCCCAGCAGGUCCUGAAGGAGGAUGUGUUCUCGGUCUACUACAGCAGGAACUCUCUUCUGAAACCCGGAGGGGAAAUUAUCCUUGGAGGAAGUGAUCCAGCCUACUACACGGGGGAUUUCCAUUACCUCAACGUCAACAAGAACGGCUACUGGCAGAUCAGCAUGAAGGGGGUGUCUGUCGGUGCUGAGACGUUGUUCUGCAAAGAAGGUUGUUCGGUGGCCAUCGACACUGGGGCUUCCUACAUCACUGGCCCAGCAGGCUCCAUAGCCGUGCUGAUGAGAGCCAUCCAGGCGGCGGAGCUGGCGGAAGGAGGGUAUAUCGUUGACUGUGACAAAGUUCACCUGCUGCCCGAUAUCUCCUUCCACCUCGGUGGGAAGGUCUACGCACUCAGUGGCUCAGCCUACGUCCUCCGGCAAUCCCAAUAUGAAGAGGACAUCUGCACCGUGGCAUUCGCAGGUCUGGACAUCCCUCCUCCAGCCGGCCCCCUCUGGGUCCUGGGAGCCAGCUUCAUCGGGCAAUACUACACCGAAUUCGACCGGCGGAACAACCGGAUCGGCUUCGCCACCUCCCUCUGACAGCAGGAGUGGGGGAGUUGGGCAGGGGGAAAAGGAGAGAGCAUCGGUUUGGAGAAGAAACACAAGACUGCCAAGGAGAAGCAUUUUAAACUGUGAAAGAGAAUAGCUUAGCGGAGUAGUUCCUUAAUGGCACAAAAAAACACGUCCUGUCUAUAUUUAAGCAAAAACCCCUUAUUAGUCCACUUUGAAAAUCAAUGCUACACUUCAGUGAUAGGCCUCAGGAUUAGCCCUCUUUGCUCCAGAACUCCUCCACUCCAUGGUCCUCAUCACGCAGGCACCGAUUUCCUCUUCCCUGGGGACUGGGUCUCGUCACUUGCAACUUUUAUUUUUCCAUAUUGUUUUGAGCCUCCUUUUGCCACAGCUGGACUUACUGCUACAUUCCUACCCUAUGAGUCAGCUGAGAGAGACACUUGCUCACAGGCCAGAAUUUUCUAAGAGUGUAAAAUGUUACAUUGGGUGAAUUUGACCUCUACCUAGGUGCCUAAAUGAGAGCUGAGAACUUUAAAAGAUCUGGCCCUAACUGGGGGUACCGAGUGCUAGGAAAUUGGGCCCUGAGCUCUUCUGAAAAAU